UAAAAUAAACAAAAAGGAAGCUCCUUUGGACUAUCAAUCUCAAAGUCUUUGAGCAUGUUGGUGCUGAGUUAAACUUGGUUCGAGUUGCAAUCGUUCAAUCAAAACAGGGCAACAAACGUCUCCAUUAAUGGCGGCAAAUCUUUUUCCAACCAUCUCCAUCCCGCCGAAUUUCAUCAAACCCACCACUCAGAAUGACUCAAAGCAUACCCCUCCCCACCAUUUUCAAAUUGGGUUGUUCAAAAGUUGCAAAACCAUAGAUGAGCUUGGACAGUUACACUGUUACGCGUUGAAGCAGGGUCUCAUUCGUAAACAAUCGACUGUAACUAAGCUUAUAUCCACUUGUGUGGAAAUGGGCACUUCAGAAAGCUUGGAUUUUGCUCGAAAAGCGUUCGAGCUUUUCCAUGAAGACGGGGAAGCAAAUGUCACUCUUUUUAUGUACAAUUUGUUAAUCAGAGGAUACUCUGCUGCAGGGCUUUAUGAUGAAGCUAUUUCUCUGUAUGUUCAGAUGAUCGAGUUUGGGUUUAUGCCAGAUAACUUCACGUUUCCAUUUGUGUUAAGUGCGUGUGCUAAGACUGCUGCGUUUGUUGAAGGGAUUCAGCUCCAUGGAGCUCUUCUGAAGAUUGGUUUAGAGGGAGAUAUGUUUGUUGCUAAUUCUCUGAUACAUCUAUAUGCGGAAGGUGGAGAGUUUUUGUUUGCUCGAAAGGUGUUUGAUGGAAUGCUUGAGAGAAAUGUUGUUUCAUGGACCAGCUUGAUUUGUGGUUAUUCUAGGACAGAUUUUUUUGGAGAGGCUGUGGCUUUGUUUUUCCAAAUGAUCGAGGCAGGUGUUAAACCCAAUUCUGUCACAAUGGUGUGUGUGAUAUCAGCUUGUGCCAAGUUGAAAGAUCUUGAACUAGCCAAGAGACUCCAUGCUUACAUUGAAGAGUCAGAAAUGGAGCUUAAUACUCAUAUGGUGAAUGCACUUGCGGAUAUGUUCAUGAAAUGUGGAGAAACUGGUGCUGCAAAGCGAUUGUAUGAUGAAUGUGUUGAUAAGAAUUUGGUUUUAUGUAACACAAUCAUGUCAAAUUAUGCACGCCAUGGUAUGCCGAACGAGGUACUCGCUGUCUUGGUAGAUAUGCUUCAAUUAGAUCUUCGGCCAGAUAGAGUUUCGUUGUUACCAGCAAUCUCGGCAUGUGGGCAGAUGGGUGACUAUCUACUUGGGAAAUGCUGCCACAACUAUUCUCUGAGAAAUGGGUAUGAAGGUUGGGAUAACAUUUGCAAUGCAAUGAUUGAUAUGUAUAUGAAGUGUGGAAAACAAGAAAUGGCGUACAGAGUUUUUGACGGUAUGUUAAAUAAGACCAUUGUGUCGUGGAACUCAUUACUUGUUGGUUACAUUAGAAACAAAGAUUUAGAGUCAGCUAGGAAGAUAUUCAAUGAGAUGCCGGAAAAGGAUAUUGUAUCUUGGAACACGAUGCUUAAUGCUUUGGUUCAAGAAAGUAUGUUUGAUGAAGCAAUUGAAUUGUUCCGAGAGAUGCAAUUAAAGGAAAUAAAAGUAGACAGGGUGACAAUGGUAGAAGUUGCAUCGGCAUGUGGAAAUCUUGGAGCUCUCGAACUCGCUAAGUGGGUAUAUUCCCAUAUUGUAAAGAACGCUAUCUAUUGUGAUAUGUUGCUUGAGACAGCAUUGGUUGAUAUGUUUGCUAGGUGUGGUGACCCUCAUAGUGCAAUGAAUGUGUUCAACAAUAUGCAUAGAAAAGACGUCUCAGCAUGGACAGCAGCCAUUGGAGCAAUGGCUGUGAAUGGGAAUGGUGAUCGGGCUAUAGAACUUUACAAUGAGAUGCUAAGGCAAGGGGUGAAACCAGAUCAAGUAGUUUUUGUAAACAUAUUAACGGCUUGUAGCCAUGGUGGUUUCGUGGAACAAGGGGAACACAUAUUUGAGUCAAUGAAGCAACAUGGUCUCUCUCCGCAGAUUGUUCAUUACGGUUGCAUGGUUGAUCUAUUAGGUCGUGCAGGUAAGUUAGAAGAAGCUCUAGAUAUUAUAGAGAGCAUGCCAAUGAGACCUAAUGGGAUUAUAUGGGGAUCUCUAUUGGCUGCAUGCCGUACCCAUAAAAACAUUGAUAUGGCGACAUUUGCAGCUGAAAGGUUGGCAGAAGUGGCUCCAGAAAAGACCGGGAUUCAUAUACUUCUAUCAAACAUAUAUGCCUCAGCUGAAAAGUGGGAUGAUGUUGCCAACGUGAGGCUACAAUUGAAGGAGAAAGGAGUUCAAAAAAUGCCUGGUUCAAGCUCAAUACAAGUCGAUGGAGUUAUUCACGAGUUUACCUCAGGUGACAGAUCACACCCAGAAAAUUACAGCAUUGACAUGAUGUUAAACGAAAUUACCAGCAGGCUUGGGGAUGUUGGCUACGUUCCUGACGUGACCAAUGUUCUUCUUGACGUAAAUGAGCAGGAAAAACAAUAUCUACUCAAUCGACACAGCGAGAAGCUGGCCGUGGCUUACGGGCUUAUAAGUACAAAAAAGCAUGUACCAAUUCGUGUUAUGAAGAAUCUCCGAAUGUGUUCAGACUGUCAUUCAUUUGCCAAAUACAUUUCAAAAGUGUAUCAUAGGGAAAUAACAGUACGUGAUAAUAAUAGGUUUCACGUCUUUAGACAAGGGUCUUGUUCAUGUGGUGAUUAUUGGUAAUGUAAUUCUCAGAUAGGAAAGAAGUGUAAGAUAAAUAUGCAUCUUCAAUAUUGAUUUA
Molecule: messenger RNA, 2711 nt
Organism: Cucumis sativus (cucumber)
Lineage: Eukaryota; Viridiplantae; Streptophyta; Magnoliopsida; Cucurbitales; Cucurbitaceae
Product: pentatricopeptide repeat-containing protein At3g22690
Exons: 1
Coding region: 128-2653 (841 amino acids)
Biological process (GO): RNA modification
Molecular function (GO): protein binding; RNA binding; zinc ion binding
Source: RefSeq, a predicted model, not a curated record